CAGCAUUCGUGCAUCAGACAGACAUUACCGCAGCGACUGUGAGCACAGCAACCACAAACGAAAGCACCUCACUGAAAAGCACAACUGCUGCACACGAAUUUAUUGACGGAUUAUCAGCAGUUAGCACAGAAUUUGUGCAUCAGAGGGACACUACCGCAGCGACUGUGAACACAGCAACCACAAACGAAAGCACCUCACUGCAAAGCACAACUGCUGCACUGGAAUUUGUUGAUGGAUUAUCAAGGUUAACCACAGCAGAAUUCGUGAUUCAGACAGACAUUACCGCAAUGAAUGUGAACAAAGCAACCACAAACGAAAGCACCUCACUGCAAAGCACAAUCGCUGCACAUGAAGUUAUUGACGGAUUAUCAACAGUUAACACAGCCGAACUCGUCCAACAGACAAAUACUACCGCUGCGACUGUGAACACAGCAACCACAAGCGGAAGCAUCGCUACGCAAGGCACAAUUGCUGAACAGGAAUUUACUGAAGAAUUUGCAACGUUAACCGCAGCAGGACUCGUGCAUAAUGCAGAUAUUACCGCAGUGAUUGUGAACACAUCAGUCACAAAAGAAAGCACCUUACUGCAGGGCACAUCAGCUGCACUGCACUUUAGUGACGGAUUAUCAACAGACACCACAGGUACUAGUUCAAAUUGUUGCUGA
This is a messenger RNA of Dicrocoelium dendriticum, 665 nucleotides long. The record is from the annotation of a GenBank genome assembly. NCBI's taxonomy places the organism in Eukaryota, Metazoa, Platyhelminthes, Trematoda, Plagiorchiida, Dicrocoeliidae.